Molecule: messenger RNA, 2724 nt
Organism: Acanthopagrus latus (yellowfin seabream)
Lineage: Eukaryota; Metazoa; Chordata; Actinopteri; Spariformes; Sparidae
Product: cationic amino acid transporter 2-like
Exons: 12
Coding region: 256-2064 (602 amino acids)
Biological process (GO): amino acid transport; transmembrane transport
Cellular component (GO): plasma membrane
Molecular function (GO): amino acid transmembrane transporter activity
Source: RefSeq, a predicted model, not a curated record
CUCCUCAGAAAUGCUCAGGGAAGUAAUUGUGCAAGUGAUUGAAGGUUGAGUAAAGUGCAGCUCUCCGGCGGGGCGUUGUUGUUGUGCUGUGGGCGGCAGGGAAAACUUCAGGCAUCAGCAUUAUCAUAUCAGGGGGGAGAUAGAGAAGGGCAAGUUAUAAAUGAAUACUGUCAUUUACUGACGGAUCCUUUUUAAUUGUCCCUCUUAAGCACACCUGUGAGACACAGGAUUACACAGAACAGACUCCUCAGAAGCAUGGCGUGCUUGAAGUCCUUUCUGACGAGCCUGUCCCGGAGGAAGCCCCUGGAGCCCGAUGGGGAGCAGUCCACGUUUAACCGAUGCCUGACCACCCUGGACCUGGUGGCCCUGGGUGUGGGCAGCACCCUUGGGGCCGGAGUCUACGUCCUGUCUGGAGAGGUGGCCAGAGACAGUGCUGGACCCAGCAUCAUCAUCUCGUUCUUCAUCGCUGCCUUGGCGUCCAUAUUCGCCGGGCUGUGCUAUGCAGAGUUUGGGUCCCGGGUGCCCAAAACAGGCUCAGCAUACCUGUACAGCUAUGUGACCGUUGGAGAGCUGCUGGCUUUUAUCACUGGGUGGAAUCUGCUACUCUCCUACGUCAUAGGGACAUCCAGCGUGGCUCUGGCAUGGAGUGGGACAUUCGAUGAUCUCAUAGGAGGCCACAUAUCGAGAUAUUUUGCAGCAAAUGCACCCAUGGGCCUCACUGGCCUGGCGCCUUACCCAGACAUCUUUGCUGCUUCCCUCAUCCUGAUCCUCUCAGGUGUGCUGGCAUUUGGAGUGAAAGAGUCAACCACCAUCAACAAGAUCUUCACGGCGGUCAACAUCCUGGUGCUGCUGUUUGUGACCAUCUCCGGAUUCAUCAAGGGCGACAUCAGCAACUGGCAAAUCAGUCCAGGAGAUGUGUUAAACAGCACAAUAGGAAACGUUCAAAAUGAAACUAUUAAAGUUGGAGACGGUGGAUUUUUCCCAUUUGGCUUUGGUGGGACACUGGCCGGAGCCGCCACAUGUUUCUACGCUUUUGUUGGAUUCGACUGCAUCGCUACAACAGGUGAGGAGGUGAAGAACCCUCAGAAGUCUGUCCCUAUAGGCAUUGUGGCCUCACUACUUAUCUGUUUCCUGGCCUACUUUGCCGUGUCUGCUGCUCUCACCCUGAUGAUGCCCUACUACCUGCUGGAUGAAAAAAGCCCCCUGCCUGCUGCCUUCAAAUAUGUCGGCUGGGAUCCCGCCAGAUAUGUAGUGGCUGUGGGAUCGCUGUGUGCCCUGUCCACCAGCCUGCUGGGUUCGAUGUUCCCGAUGCCCCGGGUGCUCUUCGCUAUGGCCAGAGACGGCCUGCUUUUCCAGCCCCUGACCAAAGUCACCUCCAAGGGCAGUCCUGCUGUAGCUACAGUAUCAUCUGGAUUUGUGGCAGCCGUCAUGGCGCUGCUGUUUGACCUGGACGCGUUGGUGGAAAUGAUGUCCAUUGGCACUCUGUUUGCUUACACACUGGUGGCCAUAUGCAUCUUAAUACUGAGGUACCAGGAGGGUCCGUCUGAGGAGACAGAGCUACAGAUCAUGGAAUCAAAGCCCAAGUUUGUCUUAGUGAGGCCGCCGCCAGCUGCCAAUUCAUCUUCCUCAAGAACAGUCACCAUCUUGACGCUGAUUUCUAUCGGAUGCGUGCUAGCACUGUGUCUCACCCUGUCCCUGCGCAUCAAGGAAAUUGCCGAGUGUGAGGUAUGGAGUAUAGUGCUUGUCAGCAUCUUCGCCUUAACGCUGCAGCUCUGCUGCCUCUUCAUCUGGAGGCAACCACAAAAUACCACCAAGGCAACCUUCAUGGUGCCCUUAGUCCCAGCUUUGCCUUUAGUGAGCACAUUCAUCAACGUCUACCUGAUGGUCCAGUUGGGUGCAGACACAUGGUUACGAUACGCUAUCUGGAUGUUAGUGGGGUUAAUCAUCUAUUUUGGAUACGGCAUGCACUUCAGUGUCCAGAGGAAGAGGCUCAUGACAGGCCAGACGAGGAUCGAAACUGUCAGCGGCAAAACAGACACGAUCAUCCACGAAGUGAAACUCUGAGCCUCUCGGUGUGUGUGGAGAAAAAAAAAAAAAAAUUGAUUGAGAUGUUACAGCGAGUAAUUGCUUUAAGCCCGUCACUUCGUUUUACAUGCACCAGUGCUGAUAUGGGCCAACAUGUUGACUUUUAUCGCACAUUUAAGCUUUAUUACAUGAUGAUGGAGUUUUUAUUGUAUCUAAAUAUUGUCAUCGCCAACACUGAAAUGAAGCCGUUCAUGUUUUUGGACCUGUAUGUGUUGCUUGUGUCAGUGUUAGAGCCUUGUCCUGGAGCCUCAAAAUCUACUAUCAGAGCAGCUUACACUGUAAAAAGAAAAGAAAUAAGGGCUCAAACUGUUUAAUUUAAAUUUCACUUUCACUUAAAUAGCAAGAUCACACUUUUCUUAUCACCUGUAAAAUGUUGAGAUCUACUCAAAUGUUAUAAAAUUCUAAUUAUGAUUAUGAGUAACAAGAGAAUCGCUUAUGGGUUGUUGUUUUUUUGCAUAUCAUUACGUAGCGUUAGACUGUACAAAAGUGUGUACGAUGUAGAUACAGAAAAUCUUCUAUUUCACUGUAUUAAUUGUCUAUUGUUUCAAAAGUGUAAAUAUGGGAACUGUAUAUGUUUUCUAAUUAUGUAUUGUAAAUGUAUUCCUCAAUAAAAAAAAAAAAAAGAAAGAAUCCAGUUUU